Messenger RNA from Zychaea mexicana, 5606 nucleotides. RefSeq lists its product as uncharacterized. Gene Ontology annotation, molecular function: phospholipid binding; tubulin binding. The transcript is spliced from 4 exons. The record is from RefSeq and is a predicted model, not a curated record. Gene Ontology annotation, cellular component: mitochondrion; cell cortex. NCBI's taxonomy places the organism in Eukaryota, Fungi, Mucoromycota, Mucoromycetes, Mucorales, Lichtheimiaceae. The coding region runs from base 376 to 5160 and encodes 1594 amino acids. Gene Ontology annotation, biological process: dynein-driven meiotic oscillatory nuclear movement; establishment of mitochondrion localization; maintenance of protein location in cell cortex.
GAAUUUGUUACCUCACUCUUUUCCUUCCCCUCUUAUUUUAUUUUGUUGCACUGUAGCUGUGUGCGUGUGUAUGUGUUCUCUCAAACAUUCUGUCAGAAGUUCGACCGUCGCAUGCACACGCUCACACUCAGUAAUCAUUGAUCAUUGAACGCGCGCAUUCCUUCACUAGCUCCACCAUUUUUCUUACCUUUUUAUACGCCCAUCACAACAAACAACAAUAAUAUUACAUUUAUAGUCUUGCAAUUACUUUUUUUUUUUUUAAAAAAACACACAAUUUUAAUUCCCAAGCAACAACAACAACAACAACUUCUUUUGUUCCCUCUCUCACACUCUCAAUCACUCACAUAGCAACAAAUCACGACACACACUACAACAAUGAGCUCGCCUCCCCCAAAACAUUCCUUAUCCUCUCCAACUAAUAGCGGCAACCAAACACCGGUGCUGCCCACGCCAUCUUGCUCAUCGUCGGCAUCCGAGGUACACAACCAACUCAGACGUGAACUCGAGCAACAAAUAGCAGAAAAGGAAAAGCAACUGCAAGAUUCUAGCAGCGGGAUCGGAAAAGGCGUGCUGAAUCGACAAAUCAAGCAGCUUAAAGAGCGUCUCCAGGAGAUGGAUCGACGGCAGAAACAAGCAACACAGGCACAGCCAACGGCAUCAUCUUCCUUGUCGCCAAGGCAACAGCUGCUAGGCACUGCGUCACCGUCGUCCUCAGCAACGAAACGAUCACAGUCGCCAGCCUCGGCUUCAGGCGAUGAUGAUCUAUCCCCUGCCACGCUUGAAAAGCUACGCAACCUUGAACGCGACCUGGGCUCCUAUCGGGGCUACCAGCAACUGUCACCUAAUUUAAGCGGCCAUCGGAAAGACAAACUGCUAGGUCAACGGACAGGUCUCGAUCCAUUACCGAGUCCCUCGACUUCGACGAUGCUUCCUCCCCCGCAAGGCCAUGACUCGACUUCGCUCCUGCCACUACCACCCCCGCCCACCGGCUCAACGCCCACGAAACGACGAUCCAAAGUGCCUAAUGCCGAUCGACGCAACACCGAUAUCGAGUUUGCAACAGAAAUCGGCCAGGGCCUGCUGAUCGAAGUGCGGAAGAUGCAGGCUCUUCUCCAGGAAAAAGACGAUCAGCUCAAAGCUCUCCAGGCACAAAAGGCUGACUUGGAGCGAGCUGCUGAAUCCAUGGCAAAACAACUUCGCCAAAAGGAAGAAAACGAAGAAAAACUCAAGGAGGAGACGUGGAACCUUGAGCUUGCCAAACAGGAGUUGACCAUCAGUGUCACUGAGCUGCAGCAGAAUCUCAACAAAGCUAACGCUGAGCAGAAGCGGAUGCAAGAGCACAUGGAUGAGCUGACAACCGAAAUCGAGCACAUGCGCGACCGCGAAGAAAAGUUAUCCGCUACACUCGAGGCCAUGAAGCAGCGGCACGAACAAGACAUGGGCACCAUCCGACGACACUCGGCUGGGCUUCAGCGGGAAAAGACAGAUCACAUCAAGCAGAUUGAGGCGCUAUCCUCUGAGCUGGCUAUUGCCAAGGCACAGAGCAAAAUUGCGAAACGGAGUCAUUCAGACCUACGGCCAGCUGCAGCAGCAGAGAAAGGCGAGGAGAAGGCAGAAAGCGCAACGACACCUGCAAAGGAGGGAACUACUCCGGGAAGCUCACCGCCUCCCUCUCCAAAGCAGACGCCCACGCGGAAUCAACAGCUCGAGGUCGAAACGCUGAAAACGUCGCUUGCUCAUGCGCAUCGUAUGGUGAACAACCUGAGAUCAAACCUGCAUAGGGAAAAAACAGAAAAGUUCGAGCUCAAGAAACUCUUGACAGAGUCCCAAGAGACGAUCGAACAGCUGCAGAACGAUCCGCGACUGUGGGUCGACGCCGGCUAUCCCAAAUCAGGGACUGGCUCAAACAAUGCACCCGACUCGACUGGAUCCACCAGCACACGUCGACUUCGCAAGGGCAAGCGGCGCGUACCUGUAUCAAAAACUCGCGUUGCUCGAAUACCCAAGGGCGGCGAGUCUUUGGACGAUUCAUCAGACGUCGAGGAACGCCGCAAACGAAAAGACUCACAGCAGUUGUACUAUUCAUCCCAAGGCGAAUCAGAAGAGGACGACGACGACGACGAAUAUUACGAAGACGCCGAUGAAGAACCCUCUGGAACCACUGCAGGGUUCACGUCACUUGAUUCCGAACUUUCAAAAAGCCAACAGAAGCAGCAGCAGCAAAAGCGCCCUCCAACUGUCUCCGUUGAACCUCCUACUCCGGUGGCAGAUAAUGCACCUCGAACUCUGGGCGAUGAAUUGAGCGCUGCAUUUGCAGGUCCCGACACCGCAGACACUGAACCUCGUGCUACUGGCUCCGAUGCAGGCGUGCAAACAGAAGACACUUCCGCUAAUACCACUGCCGCUGCUGCUGUCGCUGCUGCUGGCAUUGCUGGUAUUGCUGCCGUCGCAGAUGCUGACACUCCUGCCGCCGUCUUCCACGAGAUUGCUAUCCAGACAGACCCAGCAGACUUCCAAGAGUUCAGUAUGCCCGCCACAGACAUUGCUCCUGUCACUGUUCAUGACCAAGAAGUGCAGUGUGUUGGCCCCGCUAUCGUUCAUGCGGAGACGCAAUGUGUGCAACCCGAAUAUAUCGAGCACGGUAUCCAGUCAGAACCUGCUGCUGCUGCUGCUGUAGACGCAAGUGCACAGUAUGAGCCAGCUGCAACGCAUGACCAAGGCGUACAGCACGAGUUUGCCGGUGGCAUCGACCAAUUCACACAAUCGGAUGUCGCAGAUGCAGUCAAUGCAGGCGUGCAAAGUGAAACCGCAUCCAUAUCCGAUGCGUUCUGCCAAUCUGAACCCGAACCUGUCAAGGAAACAAACGACGUUUCCGUGCAGUCUGAACCUGAGCCUGUCAAAGGUACGAGCGACGUUUCGGUGCAGUCUGAACCUGAGCCUGUCAAGGACACGAGCGACAUGUCGGUCCAGUCUGAACCUGAGCCUGUCAAGGACACGAGCGACAUGUCGGUCCAGUCUGAACCUGAGCCUGUCAAGGACACAAACGAUGUCUCUGUACAGUCUGAACCUGAGCUUGUCAAGGAAACAAAUGAUGUCUCGGUGCAGUCAGACGUGCCCGUUGCCAAGGAAAUCUCAGUGCAGUCCGAGCCGCCUGUUACCAAGGAUAUGUUUGUGCAACACGAAAACGACUUGGACGAAGGUGUAGAUGUUGCCGUUCAAACAGAGUUUGAAUCCCCAUCGUCAUCAUCCGCUGCUGGAGCCGGAGCACUUGCCGCAGGUGGCGCUCUUGGUGGCCUGGGCGCAUUGGCUGCCAAGGCAUUUGGCGGCUGGGGCAAUAGCGAUGAUGCAAAAGAAUCAGCCAAAGACAACCGCACAGACGAGGGUGAUGAUGACGACAAACAGACAUCCUCUGGCGCAGCAGAAAAGUCCUCAACUACUCUCGAAGAUGUAUCCAAAUCAAAAUCGCCUGAAGAAACUUCUCGCGGUGUGAAGGAUGCAGUAGUAGCAGGUGGCAUAAUUAAUGCAGCCACUCCCGUCGAGGGUGAUGCUCAACGACUUGCCAAUGGUUCCACGAAUGAAGGACAGUGCGAUGCCAACAACUUGAACGAUGCCAUCGAAAACAAGCAGGCAGCCGUUAUUGAUCUGAACGAGCAAGCUGAUAGGGCAAGCGAGGAGGCAUCCACCAAACCAGCAACGAAAGCAGCAGCAGCAGCAGCAGCAGCAGCAGCAGUGGCUGGUGGUGGUGGUGCUGCAACGGGUGCUGCAAGUGCUACGGUCGCGGAUGCUACGGCAGGCAUUGCCACGGAUGACUCAAAGACAUCCCCUGCAGAUUCGGCCACGGACUUGCACAAGCUUGAUGACCACAACGACGAUGAUAGCAAGAUGUUCACAAAGGAAGAGACCGAUGCCAUGAUUGAAGCUGCAGUAGCCGCUGCCGUGACCAAGUCACAGCAACAGCAAGCGACCGACGGCGAUCAAUGGUCAGUCGAAAACUCCAAACGCCACACUGAUGGUUCAGCAGCGACCAGCAAUACCAUCGCGACAAAACCCAGCCUUGCUGAUCUUGCUGGCCGUGAUAGUAUCAGCAGUCGACAUGACACCCGCGACAUACCUGCACGGCCAACCAGUCCACCGCCAGCUCACUUAUUGUCGCGUGUUGGACAGGGUUCCACCAUCAGCUCAUCUCACCGAUCCAGCAUUGGGUCCAUCAGCACAGCAGAUAAAGGGAAAACGCCGGCACGCUCUCAAAUGUUGCGCAACAUCCAGCAUAACCACCACCAGCAGCAGCAUCAACGACCGCCAUCCAGCUUGUCUAGUAUGUCUGCAUCAGAGCCCCGUGUAUCGAUUGCCUCUUCACCUUAUGCUACAUCGCUGCGGACGGAAGGCGAUCCUGCUCAUAUCGGCUUGAUCACACAGACCAUGAUCGGCGACUGGCUAUGGAAAUACACUCGCAAAACGGUCGGUGGUGCAUUGUCGGAUCAUCGUCACAAGCGAUACUUUUGGAUCCAUCCAUAUACCCGCACCCUGUACUGGAGCACCAGAGCUCCUGGAAGCCAUGGUGACGAAAGCAAGGCCAAGAGUGCUCGAAUCGAAGGUGUCUCGGCUGUUCCAGAUCAUAAUCAUCCGCCAUCACCGGACGUGCCAAACAUGAGCUUGCUUAUCCAAACAGCGAACCGCGUAAUUAAACUUACAGCUCCCAACAUGGAUCGUCAUAAUGUAUGGUACGAAGCACUGUCAUAUCUUGUUUCACGCCCUGGCGGCAAUGUCGGCACCGAAAAGUCAUCACAGCCAAAGGAUGCGGCAUCCUCCAACGGUGGCGCGCGAGGCCUCGUGCGCAAGCCUAGCAUUCAGCGUGUACAGAACCUGUUCCGAUCAGGAUCCAAAACCGAAAUUUCAGCAACUACUGCAGAGUCCGCAUUAUCCAAUCGCGCCCAUACUCACGAUCACGACCACGACGAUGAUUAUGACACUGAAGACGAGGCGCUAGAAGAUGUACGCAUGUGCUGUGACGGUAAACACCAUGUUUCCAAGCUGGAGCGCGAUCAUGUUGAUCAUCGACCGUAUUACCGCAAGAUCCGUUCCCUGCGAUCCCCACAUCCUGGAGAGCAGCAUGAGCAUCAUCAACCACAGCCGCAACCUCAACCCCAACAAGUGAACUAAACACACACCCGCAGCACGCCAAUUGAAUCGACGUAAAUUUUAUCCAUUUUCUCUAACUCUUCCCAUUCCUUUUAUUUCAACUCCUUAUCCUAUCCUCCCUCUCCAAAAGGGGCUUUAGACUCGGACCCUUCUUAUUCCUUCUUCCCUUCGCACACCACCCCACCCCCCUUUUGAUUAUAUUCCCUUGCACAACACUGCAAAAUUCUUCAAUUCACUUUUUACUCGCACUAUCAAUACUCACACACAGCACUACAUUCAUUCAUUAAUUCAUUUUCUCUUUCUUACACGCAUCUUGCAAGACUUUUUUUUAUACUCUGUUUUCCAUUUUCUUUCAAAAAUUUCCUCUUUUUUCCUCACAUUUUGACGUUGAUUCAUGCACUUUAACUUAUAGUACGAAAAAUCCAGUUACAAAAAAAUAAAAAUAAUCAAUGUUACAUAGUAAACGC